Molecule: messenger RNA, 705 nt
Organism: Penicillium vulpinum
Lineage: Eukaryota; Fungi; Ascomycota; Eurotiomycetes; Eurotiales; Aspergillaceae
Exons: 1
Coding region: 1-705 (234 amino acids)
Source: RefSeq, a predicted model, not a curated record
AUGUCCGUGAUGCUAGACAACAAGUCAGCCCGGCUCUUUCAGGCUGCAAGCACCGUAUUUCAAAACCACUGCCAUCAGAUUAUUGACGAGCUCCUGCUAAAUGGCUUAUCGGAGAAUGAACUUAAUGCUACGAUUCGUCGGCUGUAUCGGUCAUUGGAACAGAUCAAACGAGCCGGACAGAUGAUGGCCAUCGAUUGCCCGACUAAUGAGCUUGUGCGUGUUGUACCUAUUGGAUUUUUCACUUCUAUGAUCAACCGACCCGGACAAGAGCCAAUGACCGAGUUUGAUUGGGCCUGCAUUUUUACCACUGACAUUCUGAACACGUUGAGCGGUGACUUUUUGCGCCAUGGAAACCCCGAUGAUAUUGUCGCUAGCCUCAAACACCAAGCAUUGCUUUGGGAUUUAGCAGUGCCAUUCCCUCCAGUGAUUUACCAUGCCGACGAUGGUUCCCCCCCACCGUAUGUGAAUUCUCUUCAGAUCUCCUCUCCUGCUAGUUUCGCUCGUAUGAACUCUCGGAUUCCAGUGAUGCCUCGCCCUCGUCCUCCAGUUGACACUUACCAGGCUUAUAACCGGCCCGUUCCUGGUCCUUACACCCCUGCUUUGCCUGCACGACCUUGGCUUGAUUUUUUGCCCGAGUAUGAUCCGUCGGAUAUAGAUCCUAACAUUUCGGGCAUUUAUAGAAGACCCAGCUUGGAUCCUCGGUAA